Molecule: messenger RNA, 1505 nt
Organism: Platichthys flesus (European flounder)
Lineage: Eukaryota; Metazoa; Chordata; Actinopteri; Pleuronectiformes; Pleuronectidae
Product: zinc-binding protein A33-like
Exons: 2
Coding region: 120-1505 (461 amino acids)
Molecular function (GO): zinc ion binding
Source: RefSeq, a predicted model, not a curated record
UUCCAAACCAAACUGAACCAAACCAGACCAGACUUCCUGAGUGAGUCCAGCUACAGGAGAGAAGAGUCAAACUACAACCUGCCGACGCUCCACACACUGACCCUUCACCUGGAGACUCAAUGGCUUCCAGAUUAGAAGAGGAUCUCUGCUGUCCCCUCUGCAAAGAUGUCUACAGAGAUCCUGUUCUUCUGUCAUGUAGCCACAGCUUCUGUAGAGACUGUUUGAAGAGCUGGUGGAAAGACAAAGAAGUAAAAGAGUGUCCACUUUGUAAGAGAAGAUCUUCAAGGUCAGAACCACCUUGUAACCUGGUGUUAAAGAACCUGUGUGAGACCUUCUUACAGGAGAGAGAUCAGAGCUCUUCACCUGCUCUCUGCAGUCUGCACUCAGAGAAACUCAGACUCUUCUGUCUGGACCAUCAGCAGCCAGUGUGUCUCGUCUGCAGAGAUUCAGAGAAACACACCGACCACAGAUUCAGACCCAUCGAUGAAGCUGCUCCACAACACAAGAAGCAGCUUCAGGAAACUCUGGAGCCCUUGAAGGAGAAGUUACAGUGUUUUGAACGUGUUAAAGUCGAGUUUGAACAAACAGCAGAAUACAUUAAGGUCCAGGCCGGACUCACAGAGACACAGAUCAAGGAGCAGUUUAAAAAGCUUCAUCGGUUUCUGGAGGAGGAAGAGGAGGCCAGGAUGGCUGCACUGAGGGAGGAAGAGGAGCAGAAGAGUCGGAUGAUGAAGGAGAAGAUUGAGUCUCUGAGCAGAGACAUAACGUUUCUUUCAGACACAAUCAGAACCACAGAGGACGAGCUGAGAGCUGAAGACGUCUCGUUCCUGCUCAACUACAAGGCUGCAGUGGAACGAGUCCAGCAGCGCCCCCUGCUGGAUGAUCCACAGCUGGCCUCAGGAGCUCUGAUAGACAAGGCCAAACAUCUGGGCAACCUGAGCUACUACAUCUGGAACAAGAUGAAGGAUGUGGUCUCCUACAGUCCUGUGGUUCUGGACCCAAACUCUGCUCAUCCAGAACUCGUCCUGUCUGAAGAUCUGACCAGUUUGAGAAAAAGAGGGAGACAGAAGCUUCCUAACAAUCCAGAGAGGUUUGAUCAUUACAUCUCAGUCCUGGGAUCUGAGGGUUUCAACUCAGGGACUCACAGCUGUGACGUCCUGGUUGGAGACAGUAAACACUGGGCACUGGGUGUAAGAGCAGAGUCUGUCCAGAGGAAGGGAGAGGAUCUGUCCGGAACAUGGAGAAUAGUGUUCUAUGAAGGUAAAUACUCAGCAGAGUCACCAUCAGGAUCAUCUGUUCUCUCUGUGCAGAAGAUCCAGAGGAUCAGAGUGAAACUGGACUGGAACAGAGGAGAACUGUCGUUCUCUGAUCUUGAUACUAACAAACACAUUCACACCUUUAUACACACUUUCACUCAGAAGAUCUCAAACUUUCACCUGGGCUCAAGGACACAGCAAGAGGUUCAGAGCACGAUGACAAAACACGACUGUUUCCCUUCGUGCUGA